Lacerta agilis (Sand lizard) is the source of this 2294-nucleotide messenger RNA. RefSeq names its product cleavage stimulation factor subunit 2 (gene CSTF2). The record is from RefSeq and is a predicted model, not a curated record. NCBI's taxonomy places the organism in Eukaryota, Metazoa, Chordata, Lepidosauria, Squamata, Lacertidae. Gene Ontology annotation, biological process: mRNA 3'-end processing. Bases 70 to 2064 code for a protein of 664 amino acids. The transcript is spliced from 15 exons. Gene Ontology annotation, molecular function: mRNA binding. Gene Ontology annotation, cellular component: mRNA cleavage and polyadenylation specificity factor complex.
GCGGAGGGGGAAGAAAGGAACCCCACAAGAAUAAAGGAGGAGGUGUAAGCAAGUUGGAGCGGGAGGAAGAUGGCGGGGCUGUCCGUGCGGGAUCCCGCCGUGGACCGGUCCCUGCGCUCCGUUUUCGUGGGGAACAUCCCAUAUGAAGCCACAGAAGAGCAGUUAAAGGACAUUUUCUCAGAGGUUGGGCCUGUCGUCAGUUUCCGAUUGGUGUAUGAUCGAGAGACGGGCAAACCAAAAGGUUAUGGCUUUUGUGAAUAUCAAGACCAGGAGACGGCACUCAGUGCCAUGCGUAACCUGAAUGGACGUGAAUUCAGUGGGAGAGCCCUGCGUGUGGACAAUGCAGCCAGUGAGAAGAACAAAGAGGAGCUGAAGAGCCUGGGCACUGGGGCCCCCAUCAUUGAGUCGCCCUAUGGAGACCCUGUGAACCCUGAAGAUGCUCCUGAGUCCAUCAGCAGGGCUGUUGCCAGCCUCCCACCGGAGCAGAUGUUUGAACUGAUGAAGCAGAUGAAGCUCUGUGUCCAGAACAGCCCUCAGGAGGCUCGGAGCAUGCUGCUGCAGAACCCUCAGCUCGCCUAUGCCCUGCUGCAGGCCCAGGUGGUGAUGCGGAUUGUGGAUCCGGAGAUCGCUCUGAAAAUCUUGCAUCGGCAGACGACCGUCCCAGCUCUGAUUCCAGGUGGCCUGCAAGCGGGUCCAGGACAAGGGCCUGGGCCUGGGCCUGGGCCCGGGCCUGGGCAAGGUCCCGGUCCUGGGCCCGGUCCUGGUCCUGGGCCUGGGCCUGGUCCAAAUGCACAGAUGAACCAGCCAAACGUCCCCUCCUCCCAGCCACAACCAAUACAGGGGGGUAUGCAUGUCAAUGGAGCCCCCCCUAUGAUGCAACCACCCAUGCAGGGAGGAGUGCCAGCCCCAGGGCAAAUGCCAAGCUCUGGCCCUGGCCCUGGCCCCUUGGCUCCUGGAGGUGGCAUGCCAGGAGGUGGCCCGAUGCUCUUGGAACGGGGUCAAGGGAACCUGCAGCUCUCUCCCGUGGGACCUGCCAGGCCUUCCUCUAUUGAGCGAGUCCAAGUGCCCAUGCCGGAUCCACGGGCCCCCAUGCAGCGUGGGCCAAUGCCAGCUAGUGGUCCACCACCCCGAGGCCUUCUGGGAGAUGCACCAAAUGAUCCGCGUGGGGGAACUCUGCUGUCAGUCACUGGAGAAGUGGAACCCAGGGGUUAUAUUGGGCCAUCGCACCAGGGGCCUCCUCACCAGGGGCCCCCCAUGCACCACAUGGCCGGUCAUGACAAUCGUGGGCCGCCACCCCACGAAAUGAGAGGUGGGCCAAUGGGAGAACCGAGGCCGUUGAUGGGAGAGCCACGAGGUCCCAUGAUGGACACCCGAGGUGGAAGAGAUCCGAGAGGAAUGGAGCCCCGAGGCAUGGAUGGCAGGGGCAUGGAGCCCAGAGGAAUGGAGCCCAGGGGAAUGGAGCCCAGAGUGAUGGAUGCCAGGGGCAUGGAACCCCGAGGGAUGGAGCCCAGGGGAAUGGAGCCCAGAGUGAUGGAAAUGCGGGGCAUGGAGCCCAGAGGAAUGGAAUCUCGGGGCAUGGAGCCUCGUGGGAUGGAGCCCAGAGGCAUGGAACCUCCUCGGGGCAUGGAACCCAGGGGGAUGGAGCCCCCCAGAGGCAUGGAACCACCCAGGGGGAUGGAGCCACCCAGGGGGAUGGAACCCAGAGGCAUGGACUCUAGGGGCCCUGGUCCCAAUCCAAGGGGUCCAAUGACUGGAGGUAUUCAAGGCCCUGGACCUCUAAGCAUGGCAUCCACUGUCUCGCAGGGGCCUCGACAGGUGCCUAACAUGCCUGCUGCAGCAAUGCAGGCCGGAGGCAUGCCAGGACCAAGUGUACAAGCAGCUGGCCAGCCUGGGGGGUUCAGUCCCGGCCAGAACCAGGUAACACCCCAGGAUCAUGAAAAGGCCGCACUCAUCAUGCAAGUCCUCCAGCUGACGGCAGACCAGAUAGCUAUGUUGCCUCCAGAGCAAAGGCAGAGCAUCCUGAUCCUGAAAGAGCAGAUACAGAAGUCCACCAGUGCCCCUUGAUCUGCAUUCUCUGGGUUUGGAAAGUUGCCCAAGAUAUGUUGAAAAUGGCGCUGAAGACUACUUGUAUGCCCUUUCUUUACCUGAGCCUGGAGCAGAAGUUUAUUUCAAUUUAUCUUGUUCAGUUCUCCCCCUCGUUUUGUUUACUUCCAGAUUAAAAACUUGUCCUGGAUUUGAGUAAAAAACCCAUGGGCUUUAUUGUACAACUGCAUUGCACUCACUUCAUCAGUCUC